This is a messenger RNA of Acanthosepion pharaonis, 699 nucleotides long. Lineage: Eukaryota; Metazoa; Mollusca; Cephalopoda; Sepiida; Sepiidae. The record is from the annotation of a GenBank genome assembly.
AUGGAAAUUAGUUAUUUAUGUGCAGCACGCCAACGGGGAAUUGUAGUUGCCAUGAUCUCCCUCCAUAACUCUCUCUCUCUCUGCCAUCACUUUCCUUCAAUAUCUUCUUCUAGAGUUCUCUCUCUCUCUCUCUUCUCUCUUUCCAUCUUACUAACUCCCUUUACUCUCCAUCUCACUCACUACUCCUCCUCUUCUUGGCUCUCAUUUCUCCAUUUUCUCUCCCAUUCUAUCUCACUUUUCUUACCAUCACUCUUCUCUCUCAACCUUUCACUUGUUCCAUCUCCUCUCUCUCUCUCUCUCUCUCUCUCUCUUUCAGUCUUCAUUCUUGCACUCUCCUCUCUUUCAUUUUCACUCCCUCACUUUCCCUGCCUCUCUAUUUUUCUUUCUCUCUCUAAAUCUCCUUCUUGCCUCCUAUAUUCCCUUUAUCUUCACUCUCUCUUCUCUCUUUCCCUAUUCUCUCUCUAUCUUCCUCUGUCUUUCUCUUUAUUUCUCCCUGCUGAUAUUUAUUCAACUCACUUUUCUUUUUUCUUUCCAUCUCUCUCUCACUCUCUCUCUCUCUCUCCCCAUCUAUUAUAUCACCCUCCCUUUUUGCAUUUAUUACCUCAUCUCUCUCUAUUCAUUCUCCCUGAAUCUAUUUCCUCCCUCAUUUCACACCCCCCUCUUCAUCUUUGUGGUUUUCCAUUUUAUUUGUGUCUCUAA